AUGACUAGGCAACAACUACAAUAUUUAUUGAAUUUAGUAUGCAGUACAGCACAACCUACGAACGUUACAAGUCGAGAUGCAUGUAUCUCUUGCUUCUCUAGGGUCACAUCUAUGCCAGAGGGACCUCAAGAAUUGAAUGCUCUAAGUGUUUGUGCUGUCCAAUAUUUUGCGAAUACGUCGUAUGCUGGAUGCGCUGCGGCCCUUAUGGCCUUAUCAACAUCAGCUCUCAACGUACAACCCUCAGGAUGCUAUAUGGGAUAUUGCGAUUUUGUUCGUUGCUUGAGGAGAACUAAUUCAGUUAACCUGAUAACUCAAUGUACGAGAGAAGCUAGAACCGGUGUAAAUAUAACUCUAGACAAUGACAAUGUACGGUUUUAUACAAAUGUCACAUCUUGCAUAUUAGCGAAAACUAGAUGUGGUCCUUUUAACCCCAUAACGGGAGAGCCUCAAACCCCAGGUUACACGUCGACCGGAAUGAGAGUCAGCAAUUCACUUCAGUUUUCAGAUAAUGGUGAACUAAGAAUAUUGGCAUUUUCUGCAGCUACACCCGUAUCGUCAUCUUUUUGCUCUGCAAUGAAUAAUUUAACCCAAACAAAUUGGCUGACAAACGUAUGUUAAGCAAUUUUAUUCGUGCAAGAUUAUUUAGUACAUGGCUCUUUUUCCUUGCCUAUAUUUGGUCCUCUAAAAAUAUAACUAGUAUUUAGUACGGCAAAUGGCAA
Messenger RNA from Pieris brassicae (large cabbage white), 719 nucleotides. RefSeq lists its product as uncharacterized. The transcript is spliced from 5 exons. NCBI's taxonomy places the organism in Eukaryota, Metazoa, Arthropoda, Insecta, Lepidoptera, Pieridae. The coding region runs from base 1 to 618 and encodes 205 amino acids. The record is from RefSeq and is a predicted model, not a curated record.